AUGUCCGACCUCGACUGCCCCGCGUGCGGCGCGCACGGCGCGCUCGAGUACGUCGCCGAGAUCGGCACCCUCGCGUGCACCCGCUGCGGCACCGUCUCGACCUCGUCGGCGUCGCACUCGUUCGAGCUCUUGCAGCGGGUCGACGCCGAGGACGCGUUCCAGAACGGCAGGACGUACGUUGGCAGCGGCGGUGGGACAUUUGGCGGGGCGAUGGGCACCCAAAGGGUCGGGCAGAGGGUCGGCACGUGGACGAGGGUAGCCGAGGGAGGGACGGCCAUCUACCAGGCGCAGCGCAAGACCGAGACCGAGCAGUACAUGCGGCGGCUCUUGACGCGCUACGACCUCGCCUCGUCACUGCGGGACCGCGUGCGGUACCUGUUCGAGCGGGCGCGAGAGCGGCUCGGCUUCCGUUGGGGUCGCAAAGCCGAGCUGUUCUGCGCCGCAUGUGUCUACGUCGCGGCGAGGGAGGCGGGCAAGACCUUGUGGCUGCUCGAGUUGGCGUCGCUCAUCGAGAUCGAGGACCCGAUCAUCCUCUCGCGCGCCGUCAAGGUCGUCAAGUUCGAGCUCAAGGUCAAGUACGACGACCACGACCCAGCCCUCUUCCUCGAGCGCGUUCUCGUCCACCUCCAGUCGGCCUUUGCCCUCACGAGCUCGUCGGCAUCAUCGAGCAACUCGAUGCCGCUCCCCGUCUUGCACCGCUCGGUCGGCUCGCGCAAGGCGACAUUUUCGGCCGCCAACGCCGCCUGGGUCCGCUCGGUGCAGCUGCCGGCCGUGCGCGAGCUCGCGACGGGCCUCCUCGCCCUCACGUCGGACCUGUCGCUCACUGCCGGUCGCCACGGCGAGGGUGUCGCAGCGGCCGUCGUCAUCGCCGCCAUCGAGGGCGUCGCUCGCCAGCCGGCCCCGAUCGUGCAAGAGUUCGCCGACGAGUUCGCGUGGAUGCUCGGCACGAGCGACUACUCGGUCCUCGAGCGGUAUCGCGACAUCAACCGGCUCCUGCAGGACUUUGCCGCCAAGUUGCCCUGGGCCGACGCGCUCGGUCUCGCCGUGCCCGCCGACCCGCUGUACGGCGUCAAGCGCAAGCGGUCGAAAACGGCUCGCUCGAGGAAGUCGGUCAAGCUCGACGUCGUCGCGCACACGGCCGACAUUGUCGCCCUGCGCAAGACGCUCAUGGCCGCCGAGCCGGUCGCACCGCUCUUCCUUCCCGGCGAGGAGGACGCCAAGCGCGUCGACCCGCCCGACCUCGAGUACGACGAGUACGACGACGACCUGUCGUACAUGCACGACCCGCUGUUCGACUCGGCCGCCGCAGACCGGUACUACGGCGCGAUCGGGUACGACGAGCCCGGCGCCGAGGACCCGGCGCGCCUCUCGAGCCCGGGCGUUUCCGCCGCUCGACAAACCUCGUCGCCGCCUCCUGUCAAGCCCUUCGUCGCGGCUUUCUCUCCUGUCGCAGCGCCCGACACGAACCGCCGGGCCGCCAAAGCGAGCCGUCCGGCGCUGUACUCGCGCGAGCGCGACGUCAAGCCGCUGCCCUCGGCCCUCAUGUUGGCCGUCGCCGGCUCGACUCGAGCCGGACGAUCGCUGUCGCAAACGCCUCGUACCUCGCCCGACCCGAACGCCCUCGCUGUCCACGCCGCCGCCGCCAACGACGCCCAGGUCCGCCAGCUCCUCCUCGCCGGCCUCGACCUCGCCCAGGUCGUUCGCGGCGCCUCGCCCUCCGCAUCAUCGAGCGGCACCGCCGCCGGCCCCUCGUCGCGUCUCGAGCGCCUCCUGUGGACCAAGCCCGUCGCCGACAUCACCGACGACGAGCUGUUCGCCGAGGGCGAGCUCGAGGCGUACGUCCGUCCUCGCGACGAGGUGCAACGCCAUCUCCAGCUUCCGGCGACGCAAGCCAUGCUCGUCGCAGACGAGGCGAUCGUGCUCAAGCGCGAGGAGCGAGGCGAGGACGGCUCGGCGUCGCAGCCGCCGAAAAAGCCGCCCCGGCCCAAGUACGCCUUCUCGGCGCCGCGCGACGCCCAGGGCAACUUCCUCGAGGCGGCGCCGCUGCCCGGGGCGGACGCGGCGCAGGGUGGGACGCGGCGAGGGGUCAAGCGCGGCGCGAGCGACGGCGACGACGACGGGUUCGAGCCGCGCAAGCGGCGGACCAAGAUCAUGAACCGGGCCGCGCUCGAGGCGUACCUCGCGAGGGGCACGGGCAGCGACAACGACGACGACGACGACGCGGCGGCAGGCACGGCUGAAGAGCGCGAGGUGGACGACGAGGGAGGAGGAGGCUCGAGCGGCUGGCAGGUCGAGAUGGCACUGCAGGCGGCGCAGGACGAGGGCGAGGACAUCGUGCGCGACGCCGACGCCGACGACGACGUGCCCGAGGGAGGGGGCGACGACGACUGGCGCAAGGAGUACGGCGGGUACCGCGCAGUCGAGGACGACGACGACGAUGGGCCGGGCGAGGCGUACUGAGCUCUCCUUCCUCAAUCUUUGCCCUCUCUCUCUCUUGCGGUCGUGCAGUCAAUUGUUCACGCUUU
Molecule: messenger RNA, 2525 nt
Organism: Rhodotorula graminis WP1
Lineage: Eukaryota; Fungi; Basidiomycota; Microbotryomycetes; Sporidiobolales; Sporidiobolaceae
Exons: 3
Coding region: 1-2460 (819 amino acids)
Biological process (GO): DNA-templated transcription initiation; transcription by RNA polymerase III; transcription preinitiation complex assembly
Cellular component (GO): transcription preinitiation complex; transcription factor TFIIIB complex; nucleus
Molecular function (GO): RNA polymerase III general transcription initiation factor activity; RNA polymerase III type 3 promoter sequence-specific DNA binding; TBP-class protein binding
Source: RefSeq, a predicted model, not a curated record